CCAUGGCAAUGACAGGCCCCACGCCGUGCUCGUCCAUGAGCAACCACACCAAGGAGCGAGUUACGAUGACAAAGGUGACGUUAGAAAACUUCUACAGCAACCUCAUAGCACAGCACGAGGAGAGAGAGAUGAGACAAAAGAAACUAGAACAAAUGAUGGAAGAAGAAGGCUUAAAAGAUGAAGAGAAAAGAAUCAGGAGAUCAGCUCAUGCACAAAAGGAAACGGAGUUUCUUCGCCUAAAGAGAACAAGGCUUGGAUUGGAGGACUUUGAGUCUUUAAAAGUAAUAGGCAGAGGAGCAUUUGGAGAGGUGAGGCUGGUGCAGAAGAAGGACACGGGGCACGUUUAUGCCAUGAAAAUCCUGCGCAAGGCUGAUAUGCUCGAAAAAGAGCAGGUUGGGCAUAUCCGGGCGGAGCGGGACAUCCUGGUGGAGGCUGACAGCCUGUGGGUUGUGAAGAUGUUCUAUAGCUUCCAGGACAAGCUAAACCUCUACCUGAUCAUGGAGUUCCUGCCUGGAGGUGACAUGAUGACACUGUUGAUGAAGAAAGACACUCUAACAGAGGAGGAGACACAGUUCUACAUCGCUGAGACCGUGCUUGCCAUUGAUUCCAUCCAUCAGCUGGGCUUUAUCCAUCGGGAUAUAAAACCAGACAACCUCCUCCUGGAUAGCAAGGGCCACGUGAAGCUCUCAGACUUUGGUCUGUGUACUGGACUGAAGAAAGCCCACAGGACAGAAUUUUAUAGAAACUUGAACCACAGUCUUCCCAGUGACUUCACUUUUCAGAACAUGAAUUCCAAAAGGAAGGCAGAGACUUGGAAGAGGAAUCGAAGGCAGUUGGUAAGUAGCUUCUCUGGGCAGCCUGUUUAUGUGCUCAGAGCAUCCACUCCUUCCCUGGUCAGUGAGGUCUGCUCUGACCAGCACACUGCAGACUUCAGGAACUGUUUUUGCUUUAUCUGAGUGUAAUUUCAUUUCUUUUCAGGUUACCCACCCUUCUGUUCCGAGACUCCUCAAGAGACUUAUAAGAAAGUGAUGAACUGGAAAGAGACCCUGACAUUUCCUCCAGAAGUUCCAAUCUCUGAUAAAGCCAAGGAUCUUAUUUUAAGAUUUUGCUGUGAAUGGGAGCACAGAAUUGGUGCAUCUGGUGUGGAGGAAAUAAAGAGUAACCCAUUCUUUGAAGGGGUUGAUUGGGAGCACAUCAGAGAGAGACCUGCUGCGAUUUCCAUAGAAAUUAAAAGCAUUGAUGAUACCUCAAACUUUGAUGAAUUUCCAGAAUCUGAUAUCCUUAAACCAACAGUGGCAACAAGCAACCACCCAGAGACCGACUACAAGAACAAAGACUGGGUUUUUAUCAAUUACACCUACAAGCGUUUCGAGGGCCUGACGGCCCGAGGGGCAAUCCCAUCCUACAUGAAAGGAGGGAAGUGACACAGCUUUACCUGGGACUUCUGAGCCGUGGAAUUCUGUUGCUGUACUUUGGGUUUAUACCCAUAAAAGAAUUUUAUUUUUUUUUUUUUAAAGAAAACUUGAGGGCUAUCAACUCUUGGAGGAGACUUCAGGACCCUGUUUUGUUACACGCCUGCUUGUUACUAAGGAUUUUUUUUUUUCCUGCGCCAUUGAAAAAUUCCACAACGUGUUUGCAUCAUCUCUGCUGCCAGCACCUUUUGCUGCUUCAGGAGCAAGAGUUUUUCCUUUUUAAAUCCUUUGCCACAUUGUACAGUCCAUCGGGAGAUGGGAGCCUUCCCUUUGGCAUUGCAAAGCACGGGAUUCUGUAGGAUUGUUUGCCAGUCCUGCAUUUAAGUGACAAACUCACUCUGCCAAUUCUGCCAGCACUGUUUGCCCAGUGGCUGAGGACUCCAGUAACAAAGCAAUAAUUAAAGCUUGAGACAGACAACUCUCCAGGAAACUGUCGAGCAGAAGGACACAACUCGGAUUGCCUUAACCUUAGUUUGUAGUGCUGUUUUUAUAAUGCUUCUUGGAAGCCUCUCAAUAGCAUUUCUCAGCUCUGUCACAGUGGCCUCCAGUCCUGGUGCACUUUACUUUUGGUACUAAGUUACCCUCAAGCCAUUUAAUAUUUUUUCUAAAUUAAGAAAUUGUGCAACACUUUUCCUUCCCUGGAUAGAGGAGAAAUGGGCCAUUCCCUGCUCCGAGCACGGAGUCUUUGGUUACUGUGUGACAGGGGGGAUCUGUAAACAGCCCAGAUAAACCACAGCUGGUCACACUGUGCAUCUGGAAUUAGAGCAGAGGGAGGGAAGUUUCCUGAACCUGAUCCUUGGUGGGUAGGUUGUGCAGAGCUGGCUCAGCCCAAGGCUCCCUUGGCUGGCUGGUGCCAUCUCUCGGCCGUAUCUGAGCUCUGCUACGUCUUCACUGGUUUAAAGACAAAAAAUGUGGCGUUUUUGCUCUUGGUUUUGAGCAGAACAGGAUCAGAAUGUUGCUGAUGGAGGCCUGCCUAGUGUUUCCUUACAGAGCUGCUCUUGCUGUCCUGGCUGAACCAUCUGUCCCGGGAGUCUUCCACAGACUGGGGUCACUUUUGGGGCAGUGGAACCCACCGUGUCCACUCUUAGAUUAUUGCCUACUAUAACUUAUAAAAGUUCUGAUCAGGUUCUCUACAGGAGAGCCCCAAAGUGCCUUUCCUUGCCUAAGCCUCUCUGGGAACAUGGUACCAUUCUGGGAGGGAGGGUUCUGCCUCAGCUGAGCUUUUCCUAAUUCCUUUUUCUAACCACGAGCUCCACGUUGAGUUGAGCCCGUUUGUAGUUAACUCUGCACUUCCAGGGGCAGGUGGCAUUAACCCUUUGGGGCUGCCUGGUUCCAGUCUGUAAUUUGCAAUCAGAUUGAUAAAAAUUAUAACUUUUGGAGGUUUCUAAAAGCAUGUCUCAGUUUGAAUUAUCUUGGAUUCCUGCAGACUUCUGUUGGUGCUGAACACUAACUCCAGAGUACAGACAAGACAAAGCUCAAGUGAUGUUUCACAGGAAAGAAAAAAAAGAAAGGCUUCCAGGGCUGUUUAGUCUUGAAUUUCUUGAUUAGGAAACAAAACAAAAUGGGUUUGUAGUGGAACUUUUUUUAAUAGGUGCUUUUAGGGAAUUUUUACCUACAUGUCUGUUGAGUGCCAUCCUGAAGGACUGAUGGGGGAUUGCCAGUACUGUACAUAACUCCUUCGUGUCCUCUCCUCUCCCUCACCACCCCCUGUGCUUUUUGUACUUGUCCCAUGACUUUAAUGACUUGCCAUAAGCAGUUUAGGUACCAGUUGGAUCCUACCAAGCUGAAAUGCAAAGUAGCCUUAAUCAGAAGUGAUCCCAGGAUCACUGUAGUCAGUUGGGCUCACUUGGAUGAAUAAGGGCUAACGGAAGGAAUGACUUAUAGGAUCAGGCUUUUACCAACUCAUCCCUAAGAUCACCUUCUGCUCCCUUUGUACUUUGUGUGAAGGGCUGAUACCAACUUCUCCUGCAGUUUCUUCCAGCCAUUUGAAAAUGUUGCCUUAUAAACCAUUGGAAAUAAUAUAAAACCAAUUUUUUUUUUCAAUUCCUAACUACUUAGUUACUGCCUUAAAAUGAAAUAAAACAAAAAUCAAAAUCCUUUCAAGCUGCUGUGGAUUAGCAACAAAUGAUUUUGAGAUAGUAGCUGCAUUCGUAGCCCUUUACUGAAAGGGACCAGCAUUUUUAUUUAUAAAUACCAAAGAAGCUAAACAAUUAUAAGUUGUGAUGACUUGCUGUGAAAAAAGCAGCUCUCUAGUACUGUGUAUUGUGCAUUUUUAGUGCUGUGUUUGAAGUGUGACCCCUCAGGUCACUGAGCUCAAGGUGGUUUUUCAAAGGCAUGAGGAGCAGUUGGGUACCUCAUUCCUGUUGUCUUCCAGCAGAAGUUGGAUGUCUUUGAAUCCAGUCCUCUUGGACACACCUUCAGUGGUAGCAUCUGUAUCCCAGGUGCAUUUUAAGCCUGCUUCCUAUUCCAGUUUUUCACCAACUUUAGGGAAAAAAGUGUGUCCUACAGUGUCUCCUUCCCAGGAUCCAUAAUUCACUGCUAACUAAGGAUUUUGGAUGCCUGUUCCAUCUCCCAUGGUAGCCAAACAUUUUCCUUAGCUGCUUGUGUUUUGAGGUUGUUUGUAUCUUUGGCUCUUUUUUAUUAACCUGCAGUUGCUGGACUUGUAGGAGUAAUUCCAGUCUGAAUUUCCAGUGGAUCUGAACACCUUAUGCUGCCAGUUCAUCUCUGUAUCAUGCCUAGCACAAAGCUGCACUAAGUGUUUCUUAUCACUGUGCCCCGACUCUGCCUUAACCUCUUCAGUUGAAAAAGCAUUCUGUAAAUAUUUGAAAGCUGUUCCAAAAUUGCACUGUAAAAUUUGGCAGGUGUAGUCAACUUUUUAUGGCUAGAUCUCAUUGUGUUGUGUAAAUAAAUAAAAUCCACUUCCUAGACACAC
Molecule: messenger RNA, 4404 nt
Organism: Lepidothrix coronata (blue-crowned manakin)
Lineage: Eukaryota; Metazoa; Chordata; Aves; Passeriformes; Pipridae
Gene: STK38
Product: serine/threonine kinase 38
Exons: 12
Biological process (GO): peptidyl-serine phosphorylation; intracellular signal transduction
Molecular function (GO): ATP binding; protein serine/threonine kinase activity
Source: RefSeq, a predicted model, not a curated record